Messenger RNA from Culex pipiens pallens (northern house mosquito), 2315 nucleotides. RefSeq lists its product as uncharacterized. The record is from RefSeq and is a predicted model, not a curated record. Gene Ontology annotation, molecular function: protein binding. Gene Ontology annotation, biological process: SCF-dependent proteasomal ubiquitin-dependent protein catabolic process. Lineage: Eukaryota; Metazoa; Arthropoda; Insecta; Diptera; Culicidae. Bases 103 to 1851 code for a protein of 582 amino acids. Gene Ontology annotation, cellular component: SCF ubiquitin ligase complex. The transcript has 2 exons.
GCGUGUGAGACCGAAGGAUGAGAUGUGAGAUCGUACGAAAAUUAAAAGUUAGGUUUGUUGCUAUUCUUUGUACUUUGUUCAAAACCAAAAACCGUUACCACUAUGACGGAGAACGCCAGAUCGCGCCGAAAUCGUGCGGCCAAAGACUGCUCCCCAACGCUGGGCAACCUGUACCGGGCCGUGCUACGGCUGGAGAAGAAGAUCGAUUCGCUGGACGACAAGGUGAACCAGCUGCUUGGGAGUUCCUCCACCAACGUUUGUCGUGGGAUGGUUGCCACUCCCAAAGCUACAUUGGAUGACAACAACAACCUCAAACGGUUGGACAAUUGUCCGGCACUGCAGGUUGCGGUGGCAGUUCCUGCACCAAAAGAGGAGCAGUACCAACUGCCGGACGAGAUAUGGGUGGAGAUAUUCCGCCACUUGAGCGACACCCAACUGAUGCCCGUUCGUCUUUGUUGUCACCACUGGAUGAGUCUGGUCGACGGGAGUCCUGUGUUGGCGGGCAAGUUUAUGGUCCGCUUUGGGCCGGGGUUCUUUCCGAAGCAACGGGUCAAGCCCGCCCAUUUGUACCCGAAGGCGUCCCGGGCGUUGAUGCAGGAGAUCGUCUUCAAUCCGGGCAAUUUGUGGUGGCCUGGAUUUGGAAGAAAUUUAGUUUACUUGAAACUUUCGAAGUGUUCUUUGCUGCCUCAAACGCUGUUCGAGAUUUUAAGUGAGACGCCGAAUCUUCGUAGGUUGGAGCUGUGCUCUGGAGGAUACUUUGAUUCCCGACCGUCCAAGGUGACCUUCUGCUUGGAUAAACUGAAAGAACUGGUUCUGCACUACCAGUCGGUGUCGGAAGAAGUGCUGGAAAAGCUGGGCCAAGGAUGUCCCCAUUUGAAGGUCGUCUCCAUCACCAGAAGUAUCUGCCUGGACGAGGAUCAGCUGGGAGCGUUCUUGCAGAAACUGCAGGAUACUUUGGAUACGCUCGAGAUCGACGACAAGGUCGCCCUGAUGGAAGAAAUUCUGAAAUGUAAGCGGCUCAGCCUGAAACGCCUAACGCUGAACUACGAAAACGACUAUUUCAUUAACAACAUCAUGCGGAAGUUGGCCGACAUUAGCAGAACGCAGGGAUCGCUUGAACAUUUGGCUGGCAUUCCGGGAACGGCGAUGACCCUGCGCCAAAUCGGCGCCGAAAAUCCCAAGCUCAAACACCUCCAGGUCCGCAUCCAGCAGUUCGAAUAUCUGGCCCUGGAGUUCCUCGAUGAAACGCCCAACCUGGAACAUCUGGAGCUGGACGGCAGCCGCCUAGUCCGCUAUCUCGCCGACUUCAACGGUAACAAAACAACAGGCGGCCUGCAGCGUUACCUUCACUACGCUCCCAAACUGCGCACCUUCAUUCUGCACGGUUCCAACCGGCACACGGCGUUCCGCAGCUGGGGCGAACUGUUCAACUCGUUCGAAAACAACUCCCAGCUCCGCCGUCUAGAACUCACCACGCUCGAAGUGGCCACCGAGUACAACCGGUUCUCCCACGAGUUUCCAUCGUUGCGCCAGCUGAAACUUGUCAACUGUGACAUCCCAGCAAAGUCACUGGCGAAACUGGUCGGUCUCUGUCCCGCUCUUCGCGAGGUACACCUCAGCAAUAUGAGACACUUUAACGAUCAGGUCGUGCUGGCGGUUUGUCUCAAGCUGACCCAACUCAGGGAGCUGACCGUGGAAAUUUGCCCGGAGAUUACCGAUGCCUCUUCCGGGCACAUCCUGAAGCAUCGUCCCGGGCUGGAGCAGCUGAACGUGUUUCGGUGCUUGAAGUUGUCUCACGAGGCGAUCGAGCAGCUGAGGGCUGCAAACUCGAAUUGGGUUAUUGAGAAGUAAUGUGUUGAUUUUGUAAAUUUGCUCAUUGUUCUGCAAUUUUUUUGUUAAAUACAAUAUUUCAGUGAUCCCCGUGCACCGCGUUCAACCGCGUUCUCUGUUUUCUGUACUCGAUCAAACACCAGCACCGCGUGUGCACGCGUACAAGCAAACCUAAACUCUGCCGUGUACAGGCUGUACCCGUACACGAACCUCAAGUUUAAACCGAACCUUGCACCUCGGGUACAAACCCCGUGCAGGCCGACGACGCAGAAAAGAGACAAAAAUAUUUUCCUCACUCUCCCUCUGCUGUAAAGUGGUGUUUCAUUCUCCGCUGCAGUCACACUACAGUGUUUGCCACAGAGAGAGUGAGAAGCAGUCAUUUUUUUCGUCUCUUUAUACGCUCUUCGCUCGCACGGCGUUGUACCCGAGGUGUGCACCCCGUGUUUACACCGCGUGUAAACUUGAGUACGCCGUGCGGAGAGAAC